Saprolegnia parasitica CBS 223.65 is the source of this 399-nucleotide messenger RNA. RefSeq lists its product as hypothetical. The transcript has 3 exons. The record is from RefSeq and is a predicted model, not a curated record. The coding region runs from base 1 to 399 and encodes 132 amino acids. Lineage: Eukaryota; Oomycota; Saprolegniomycetes; Saprolegniales; Saprolegniaceae.
AUGAGCGACUACAAGUUCCGCAAGUCCACGCAUUCGUUCACCAAGAAGGUCGCCAUACUGCUGUACUUCCUCGCCAGCGAGGGCGGGUACCGCGAAAAUGCUUGCACGACGUACUACGUCCGCAGCAAGCUCAUCAAGCAAAAGUCGUUUGCGGGUGGCACUCAUCUCUUUACCAACUUUUUACGGUAUCGUGCGAUGCUGCACGAGAAGACGCCGGAAGCCGAGGUCAAGGAGAGCAUGUUCAAGGACGGCAUUGGCGAAGAGGCUGCCAACCAAUUUCUCGAGUCGAUGCGCAGCAACCACGAGCGCAUGGCCGAGCUCGAGCGCGAGCUCGAGCAGCUCAAACGCGACAACAGCAUCAAGCGCAAGCAGAUCCAAGUGGCCGCGCCGCCGACAUGA